This is a messenger RNA of Hemicordylus capensis (graceful crag lizard), 4664 nucleotides long. RefSeq names its product CD96 molecule (gene CD96). Gene Ontology annotation, biological process: inflammatory response; cell-matrix adhesion. The record is from RefSeq and is a predicted model, not a curated record. The transcript has 14 exons. NCBI's taxonomy places the organism in Eukaryota, Metazoa, Chordata, Lepidosauria, Squamata, Cordylidae. Bases 104 to 1798 code for a protein of 564 amino acids.
UUCUGCUGAAUAGCCAGCUUCCGAGGACAUAACAUUUUAACUUCGUUUGGAAAUAAAUCUGCAUGUCUCAUUAUGAUCAUUUUUUAAAAAACCUUAGCAGCACAUGGUAAAGAUGGAGAUAAGAUGGCUAUUUCAGGCACAUAAUUUGUUCAUCCUAACAUGUCUUAUGAGCGUUGAAUCUAAAAUCAUCAUUCAGAAUGAAAAAACAGUCUAUGCCUUUACUGGAAGUGAUGUGACUCUUACAUGUAGCAUCCUGAAAGAAGAAAGAGUCUUUCUAACACAAACUCAGUGGUCUAAGAUUGUUGAUGACAUCCCAAAAAGAAUAGUGAUCUAUCAUCCUAAGUAUGGUAUCGAGUACGCUCCCAGGACAUCCAGCCACAGUAAUUUGACAGCAAAGUAUACAGUGGAUACUUACAGUGGAUACAACCAGUGGAUACUACAUCUGACAAAUGUUAGUCUGGAACAGACUGGUUUCUAUGAGUGCAGCUUUGCUGCAUUUCCAACUGGAAUAAGCAGCUCAGAAAUCCAUCUUGUUAUUGAGAAACCCGCUGAGGAAACUUCUGUGGUAGAAACAUUAUUAAACCAGACCCUGGAAAUUCCAUGCUUAAAAGACGUGCCUUCGGUAAACCUGACAGAUGCUCCUUUGAAAUGGUUAAUGAAAGAAAAUGGAAAUGAAGAGAUCCUUAUAACGAAGCAGUCCUAUUACCAGCAUGCCUAUAUAACCAGUUCUACAGUAUAUAAAGAAAGAAUCCAGAUGGAUCCAGAUAAUACAUUAAAGAUUUCACCUGUAUCAGCUCUUGAUGAUGGCAAGAAGUUUGUCUGCUCUGUUGCCUAUCACCCUGGAAGAUUCAUGAAGAGCACUACUGAAGUAAAAGUAUUUGUCAAACCAGAAAUCAGUUUGGCGCUCUACCCAAGUUUCACAGGAAAGGACAAUCUUAUCUGCAUGGUAAGGAAGGCAUUUCCCAAGCCAAACCUCCUGUGGUAUUUGAAUGGAAGGAUUAUGAAGGACAUAUCUGAAGGCAUCAUUGUUGAAAGUGAUACAAAUGAUCGAGAUGGUUUUUAUGAGAUGAGAUCACGAUUAACAAUAAAGAGAACAACUCAGCCACCCAUUCAUCGGACUUUCAAAUGUAUGUGUCUGUACCCAUUGCCUGGAAAUGAAACACGUAAUAUUUCAUCUGAAGAAAUAGCUCUUCCUUUUGAUAUUCAGACUACAGCUUCAACACCUUUAACAUUUAUUAGUCAAGUUACUCCAGUUUCAAAUUAUCGUACUGAAAGAUUUCAGACUACAUCUCCAGCAACCACAGAAGUCAUUAGUCAAGCUCUUCCUAUUUCAAAUUCUCCCACAGAAAGAUUUCAGACUACAUUUCCAGCAUCUACAGAAUUCAUUCAUUCAGUUAUUCCGGUUUCAGAUUCUUCUACAGAAACACCCUUGCACUCAACUAAAUAUCUGCAAGAUAACACCAGUGCAAUACUUCCCAGAUCUUCCACAGUAACACAAAGAAUGAAGACUUCUGCUACCACUACUCCAAACACAUCUGGUACCCAACUCCAUCAGAGCACAGCCCCAACACAAGGUACUACAACAAAUGCAGGACAGACAAAGUUCUCCUGGCCAGCAGUUGUAGCAGCCCUGAUUCUCUUCUGCACGUUUUUAAUCAUUUUAGGUAUCCGGAAAUGGUGUCAGUAUCAAAAGGAAAUUCUAAACAGACCACCAUCUUUCAAGCCACCGCCACUUCCAGUUAAGUACGCUUCUAUUCAAGAAUAUGAUGGAACCUCCAAUGAACUGGAAAAUCUGUAAUCAGCCACAAAUGUUCCAGAAGAAUAAUGAGUUAUUUUAUUGUAUGGCUUUGAAAAUAGAUUGCAAGGGUUCUCUAGUGGUGACCCAUAUUCCAAUUUAAACUACCAAAUAUGUCAGUAAUACCAGGAGCACCAUAUUCCUAAGUACACAAAACCAGUGUCAUGUACCCUGUGCAGUCAAUUGAUGUCAUGGAACCAAACAUAUUAUGUGUCCAUCCUGAUCAGUCACAAAACAUAAAACCAGUUUUCUCUUAGAGCGUCUACAAAAGGCAUGAUUGAUGCAUAUGACAUUCAUAGUUCCUCUCAGGAGGACACCCCUUGUUGAUCAGGGAUGGGGUGGCCAAUUUCUGUAUUGUCAGAGGCCACUUUAUUUCUCAGACAACUUCUGGGAGCUAGAAGUUUAUAUGGAAUGCAUGCCCUCAAGAACAGUAUAAUACAAAUUUACAUAAUGCUUACAUCAUGUUACGUUAAAAAAAUCAAAGAGCAAUAUAAAAGAGAGGUACAAGGUUAAAUCUGUGGAGUUUCUUACUACUUGAAGACUUUGGCCGACAUCCUGACUUAUGAAGUACAAAUGCAGCAAAGGAAGCACAUGCACAUUUGCUGUGUUCCAGAAUAAAGCAGAUCAUGGUCAUGUGGGAGGGGAGUAUGAUUUUUUUUUCUGCUCUCCCCUUCCCUCUGAAGCGCUUGCUAACUGAUCUAGCACAAGGAUGGUAAAUUUUCCUCCUGCACCAAAAAAGGAGCAUUCACUCACCCUUCACUCCUUCCUAGCUGAUGACCGGAGGAACUGCUUUGCCCCACACCCCAGCCACAAGGAAGACACAGACACAUUUCCAUUUGGGUAAAAGGGGCCACAAAUAUAUCAAAGAAUCAAAUUAGUGAACUGUGUGUGGAAUAAACUACACCCCUCCCCUAACAAUGUGGGCCUACGAAAGGCCAGGUUCAGACAUUUCUGCCCUUGCCCGUGUCUUGAAUGGGUGACACACCCUGACUCAAGGAUAGACUGAAACAUUAUAGUGUGUUUGUUUCUUCAUCAUUCUGUUAAAAGUCUGGAUUUCCUGUCUGUAAAAGUACCCGAGAAAACUGCCAAAGUUUGUCAGAAUUUCCCAGGCUUUUCCAAUGGGAGAGUUUUCCUGCAUUUUCUAGGGAAAUUAAGGAAUUUCCCCAGGGGGUUUGAUUCUUCAAGGUAUUUGAAGAAGUGUGGGUGAAUUAUGGAACCUACCUGCAAAACAGCAUGUUUCUUUCAUGCUUUGGUCUGUAAAUAUCAUGGGUGGGUGAGUGAGGCUCAAGCAACUUUAUAUAUAGAUAGAUAAUUAUGCUUAUCACACCUGUUAACAGGUUCAUUUGUCUGUUAGCUUGAGGCCUGGUUUACCUUUACUUCUUCCAAUAGUAAGCUCUCUGCAUCCUGUGAUUGCUUCCAUGCUGUUUGAGGUUAUCUUCUGCUCUUGGAAUAAGGGUGGGAUAAGUAACUGUGUACACCUAAUUAAGCGGGUGUUUCCAUCUUGGUACAUAAUCUUCCAUAAUAUUUUAAACCUGUGAGUAGAACCCACAUUAAUUCAUCUUAGAAAGCCAGUAUGGGGCAGUGGUUAGAGUGGGGAGGCUUGGGUUCGAAUUCCAAUUCAGCCACAAAACAUACUGAGUGAGACUGGGUCAGUCAUCCUCUCUCAGCCAAAACUACCUCACAGGGGUGUUGUGAGAAUAAAAUGGGGAGUGGAGAACCAUGUACAUCACUCUGAGACCCUUGGAAGAAAAUACUGUAAGUAUAUAAAUGAAAUGAAAUAAAUAAAAUUAGUAAAUACAUUUGAUCCAGAGCAGCACGGGAGGAAUCAUAGGAUGGUGAUAGCCAGGUCACUGAAGGUGAAGUAUAAAGUAUAACACCUGUCAUUUCUACCCAUCCUUCUUUACCUGGACUCAGUAUGUAGGUUUUUACACCCAAGUAUCACUUUGCAAGUAUCACUUUGCAAUGUAAUGACAGUGUAUCUGAAAUAUUCUGACAUCAAAGGGCAAAUAUGAUUAUUAUCAAAUUGUUUUCAAAUCUACUACUGUGGUGAAUAUUUAUAUACUGUUUUUAAAUGAAAGUGCUCAAAGCAAUUUACAAAGAAUGAUAAACAAAUAAGAUGGUUCCCUGUCACCAAAGGGCUCACAGUCUAAAAAUAAACUUAAGAUAGACACCAGCAAUAGCCACUGGACAGAUGCUGUGCUGGGGCUGGACAGGGCCAGUUGUUCUCUCCCUGCUAAAUAUCAGAGAAUCACCAUUUUGAAAGGCACUCAGUUAGCAAAAGUUUAAAAAAAUCAUGAUUUUAAAGCUUGGCAUAUGAUUCCAAGAUAAUAUUUUCUAAAUGUUUUGAACAUUUGGUAGUGAUGGAUUCAAUCUUUGACAUUUGUUCCAUGAUCUAGAAUUUCAUGGCUGGAAUUAAAUUCUGCCAGGCAUUUGGGCAUUAGAUGGAGAUUUUUACCGUUGAUUCUGUAUCUUUUGUAAAUUAAUUUAUUUUUACUGUUUUCAAUUGGAUUUAUAUUAUGCUUGUUUUUUAAAAGCCACUUUAUGCACAUUUUGAAAGGCAGUGAAGAAAUAAUGUAAAUAAUAAAACCCGUACCAAUGAUGUUGUAGCUACUUAGCGCCAGAAGGUGGCUCUAUAGCUUUACCUUUCUUUUUGCAGAGAUUAUGUUUCAUAUGAUAUAGGGGCAGAAUCCCAAGCAUAAACCGCUGCUAAAUUUACUCACGUCCAAUAUGGUUGAAAAUAAGUAGGACUUGUAGAUAAAUAGUUAUAAGUAAGUUGAAUAGGUAAGCCAAGACCAUUCUUUAAAAGGUCUUUUGAAAAUCUCAUAUUUCACUCAGAGGGGAAUAGUUUGGAAAUAUAAGAAUAUAUGUG